Clunio marinus is the source of this 237-nucleotide messenger RNA. Lineage: Eukaryota; Metazoa; Arthropoda; Insecta; Diptera; Chironomidae. The record is from the annotation of a GenBank genome assembly.
AUGAAAUGUAAACGCUCCAAUGGUCUUCAACAAGGUCAGUUCUCAUGCGGUUUCAAUCUUGGAUAUCCAACUGUCAGAUCUACAUAUCCACUGGAGCUUCAGCUUCUACUACUUUUACUUCUGAUUAAAAGCAUAUUCAACUCCUUCUUUUUCCUUUCAGUGAUUUCAGGAAAUGUUGAUAAAUUACGUGAUUUUAAUUCUCAAAUGAAUCUUGCUGUGCAAUUACAAAAAGAAUGA